Dimorphilus gyrociliatus is the source of this 1019-nucleotide messenger RNA. The record is from the annotation of a GenBank genome assembly. NCBI's taxonomy places the organism in Eukaryota, Metazoa, Annelida, Polychaeta, Dinophilidae.
GAUAUGUUAUCACACAACACUGAGAACUGAAUAUUGAAACAGACAUGGAGAGAAAAACAAUCGUUGCUGUCUUCUUACCCAAGACAUCUUGUAAUAGUUUUCCCAAAUCUGAUGAGAGGUGUAUCUAUAAUGAAUACUUUACCUUUCCAACGGAAAAGAGCGUAUUCGAAGGCACUGAUAUAGUCAUAACAGUUGCUUCAUCUCCUGUAAGAUGCUGUGACUUUUUGGAAAAAGCACCAAAUGUUAAAUUAGUUAUAUCACCAAUGGCUGGAAUUGAGCAUAUUGUUUUAGCAAGAAAAACUGUUAAAAACAUGCCACCAGUAUGCAGAAUUAAGGACCAUAUAAGUCAUCCAAUGACUGAGUAUUUCUUUCAUCAAUUAUUUCUAUUGGAAAGAAAGAUAAAUAUUAAAGGCGCUAAGAAUUUAUGGCCUUUAAAAGAUAACAUGGCGAAUGUGUAUUCUAUAAAACUACUCAAUGGUUCAUCAAUUGCUUUUUUGGGCUUUGGAACUAUAGGAAAAAAGAUUGCCAGAGUAUGUAAAGCAUUUGGAAUGACAGUUUGGGCGAUUAAUACUUCUGGACAAGUAAAAGAAGAUUAUGUGGAUUAUGCCAGGACUGUUAAAGAUUUAGACGAGGUAUUAGGAAAUUGCGAAUAUGUUUGUAAUGUUCUUCCUGUGACAAAAGAUACGACAGAUAUACUUUCAGGAGAAACCCUAAAAGCCUGUCAAAACCGAAAUACGGUGUUUAUUAACAUUGGAAGAGGAAAUGUUAUAUCGGACGAAGCUAUAUUAACUGCUUUACGUAAUAAGUGGAUUCGUGCUGCUAUUCUAGACGUUUUUCGAACGGAGCCUCUCCCACAAGAUCAUCCUUUCUACAAAGAAGAAAAUAUUAUUAUUACACCUCAUGUAUCCUGGUACCAUGACAACCUAUUUAUUGAGACAUCCAAACAAUGUAUUGACCUAAUACAUAAUUUCUUGGAUGGAAAAUCUAUUCCUUUCCUUCCAGAGGAUGCAACCUAUUAA